This is a messenger RNA of Epinephelus fuscoguttatus (brown-marbled grouper), 869 nucleotides long. Its product is annotated as ADP-ribosyl cyclase/cyclic ADP-ribose hydrolase 1-like. The record is from RefSeq and is a predicted model, not a curated record. Gene Ontology annotation, biological process: positive regulation of B cell proliferation. Bases 4 to 786 code for a protein of 260 amino acids. Gene Ontology annotation, molecular function: NAD+ nucleosidase activity; phosphorus-oxygen lyase activity. The transcript has 8 exons. Gene Ontology annotation, cellular component: plasma membrane. NCBI's taxonomy places the organism in Eukaryota, Metazoa, Chordata, Actinopteri, Perciformes, Serranidae.
GAAAUGAAACGUGUCGUGGCCGUUGGUGUUGGAGUCCUUGGGGUCGGAGUGGUGGUGUCUCUGCUGGUGCUGUUUAUUCCUCAAACAGUCCAGUUCAGGAAAACAUUCAUGAGGAGGUGUGAGGAGUUCCCGCAGCACAACCACAGCUGUAAAGAUACACUGGAUACCUUUGAAGGAGCCUAUGUCGAUAAGGAGCCAUUUAGCUUCUCUGAGCAAAACUAUAAUCCACUCUUUGAAAAGAUCCCCUUCACACAUUCAAGCAACAAAACGAUGCUCUGGAGUGACACCAAAGCGCUGGUCCAUGACUUCACAAAGAAGCGAGACUGUUUUAUCACCCUGGAGGACACUCUGUUGGGAUUUGUAAUGGAUGGUCAGAAGUGGUGUGGACUGAAAGGCAGCAAGGAGACAUUUUCUGUGUUCUGUGAACUCAUGAAGAACAACAAUCCUGUUAUUUCAUUCUGGAAAAAUGCCUCUGCCAGGUUUGCAGCAUAUGCAAGUGGUGAAGUAACAGCAAUGCUGAAUGGUGGCCUGAAAACACCAUACAAUCCUAACAGUAUUUUUGCAAGCAUUGAGGUAAAGAGACUCUUCUACCCAAAGGUGACGCGCCUCAGUAUUGUUCUGCUCACUGACAAGGAAAAUGUGAAAAAGUGCAAUGAAAAUGAAUCUCUACAGAAUCUAAAGAACGAGCUGGCUCAAAAAGGAAUUCUUUAUAGUUGCAAGGAAGUGACUCGAUCUCACAUACGGAAGUGCAUUAAAGAAAACAAUGCCUGUGGAGCCUGCUGGUGAAGGUGUCUAAACUAAAAUUGAGUUUUAACUUCUUUUCAGUCCUUGUAAACUCAUUAGAGUGCUAUUAAAUGUUUGGCAGAUUA